ACCCCACUUACCGUGCGCGCUUUAUAUUGCAUUAGUUUAAUCUCUUUUGCCAGUACUUAGAACAGAGUCGCCGUAGUCUUUAUCCAUAAGGCACGCGAGGAAUACAUAAGGGUGUUAAAUGAUCUAGAGCAUCGAGAAUCUAUUUGUAAUUGCACAGAAAAUGCACAUUUAGCUAUACUCUAGUUCGCAAGGAGUGGAACGUCGUAGGAUUAACGUGUUGUGGAGAGCAUGGAAUACAUGCAUAGGGGUGAAGUCUAUGGAGCCUAGGUUAUGAGCCAAGGCACUUUGUGACGUCAUUCGACCCAUUAUCCAAUAAAACACAAGUUCUUGAUGAGAGAUGAGGAAGAGAAAGAACAGCCAACAACCCGACGUUAAGGCUGUCCGGGUUAUGGUCAUGGGACAAGACGGGGUCGGCAAAACAGCUCUCGUGGUAAGGUACCUGACGCGCCGUUUUAUUGGCGAGUAUGACACUACGUUAGAGUCUACUCAUCGUCACCCCCUUACACUCGGGAAUGACUUUAUUUAUAUCGAUCUCAUGGAUACAGCAGGCGAGAACUCAGACGCGAAGCUGGAGCGGUGCUUGUCAUGCGGCGAUAUGUUCCUCAUCCUUUACUCUAUUGUGGACCGCACGAGCUUCGACGAAGCUUCUCGCAUUGCGCGUUAUCUCAAAUGGCGCAAGUUUCCCGAGACUGGCGUUCUUAUCUUAAUUGGAACCAAGCGAGACCUGGGACACUUGCGCGAGAUCGACGAAACGGAAGGAAGUGAGCUUGCCGAGGAACUUGAGUGUCCAUUCUACGAGCUGUCUGCGUCAGAAUACGAGGGCUACACCGAUGUGUGCGAUAUGGUCUACACAUGUUUGAAGAAAUACCUUAAAAGCGACCGAAAGACGGCGCCUACCAACGCCCCCGCCACUCCUACGUCCACGCCGACGAGUUCACUGAGUAAGAUGAAGGAAGGGUUGAUGCGCAAAACUGGAGCCAUGCGGCGGAAGUCUGUGACGGCGCUGGUUUGAGACAGAAAGAUCCCAACUAUUAUAAGGUGGAGAGAUUGUUAUGCCAUCAAAACUCUUCUACGAUAUUGUAGCAUGAAUUACACCACGCCUGUUCAUGUAAAAGGAGCGGAGAGUCCAGUCAUAAUGGCGUAAAACAAGUGGUAAACAAAAAGAUUCUUGGAGUGCAACAAACCUUGUUUAAUGGUUUUCACUGUUGUCGGAAAGACUACACAGACCAAGCAGAAGGCCUUGAAAUGGAUAAAUCUCAGGCUUGGUAACCUGGCACUACAUGAACGGGAAGGCGCCAUUGGCGACGGGAAGUUUUGAUCCUUUCAUCAGCAUCGUACAUUUCACUGGAGUACUAUCACUGUAUGGUUUCUUAUUAUAGCGAGGAGUAGACCAGGGGCUACAAAUGCGAAAAAGAACCCUCAAAACACCUGAGUACCCUAGUCUGGCCGCUUUGUUGUGUUUCCUGUGGUGUCUUGGGUUUCCUGUGUGAGGAUGAUCUCGAUCUCUGGACUAUAUCUCCUAAGCCCCUGUUGUAUCGCGGCCAGCCACAGGAAUAGGUCGCCUGAUAGAAAUCCGUAAGCAAAACAAGGAACAACAGCGGAAUACAAAUGCGCCAAAAUAGGCGCCCUGGAUUUGUAUCAUGCUGCUUUAGCACUAACAAUCAAUUCCCUGACGUGACACGAGUCACAUAUGAUGGUAAAUGUUUUUAUUAGUCGGGCACGUUUCGGCCAGCGCACCGGCGUGCCACGGGGCGGCUAGAGCUAUCAGCUCAGAUGACGUAGAGUAACUUAAAGGGGCUGUCUAAGUAGACAAAGAAAGCGCUUCGCAAAUAUCAUUUUACCUAUCCAUAGAAGAUUUCGUGGUUAAGGUAGAAUAUAGCCUAACAAUUAUGUCCUUUCCGCCCUUAGGUAGACGAUAGCAGACUUAGGAAAAGGCCCUAAGAGCCCGUACGAGGGGCUGGGACGUCUUUCAGUGCCGAUAGAAAUGCGAUAAAAAACAGCGUAUUUUUAUUAUUUAGAAAAAAAUUGUAGCUUGGCAAAUGUAUGGAAAAUUUCCUGGGUGGAAAUUUCCAGGGUUGGGCAAUAUAAAAGGAGGGUAUAAAAAUGUAAAGGUCUGUCUAAAAAUUACUAUAUCAUUGACUACUUCAAAA
This is a messenger RNA of Nematostella vectensis (starlet sea anemone), 2150 nucleotides long. Its product is annotated as ras-related and estrogen-regulated growth inhibitor. Gene Ontology annotation, molecular function: GTP binding; GTPase activity. The record is from RefSeq and is a predicted model, not a curated record. The coding region runs from base 338 to 1012 and encodes 224 amino acids. The transcript has 5 exons. Lineage: Eukaryota; Metazoa; Cnidaria; Anthozoa; Actiniaria; Edwardsiidae.